Messenger RNA from Jaculus jaculus (lesser Egyptian jerboa), 1780 nucleotides. RefSeq names its product hemoglobin subunit mu (gene Hbm). Gene Ontology annotation, molecular function: peroxidase activity; oxygen carrier activity; heme binding. The transcript has 3 exons. Gene Ontology annotation, biological process: oxygen transport; hydrogen peroxide catabolic process. Gene Ontology annotation, cellular component: hemoglobin complex; blood microparticle; haptoglobin-hemoglobin complex. The coding region runs from base 1 to 426 and encodes 141 amino acids. The record is from RefSeq and is a predicted model, not a curated record. Lineage: Eukaryota; Metazoa; Chordata; Mammalia; Rodentia; Dipodidae.
AUGCUCAGCGCGCGAGAGCACGGACACAUCGCGCAGGUCUGGGACCUGAUCGCCGGCCACGAGGCGCCCUUCGGGGCGGAGCUGCUGCUCAGGCUCUUUACCGUGUACCCCAGCACCAAGAUCUACUUCGGGCACCUGAGUGCCAGCCUCGACGAAACGAUGCUGCUGAGCCACGGACAGCGUAUGCUCACGGCGGUGGGCGUGGCCGUGCAACACGUGCAUAACCUGCGCGCGGCUCUAAGCAGGCUCGCGGACUUGCACGCGUUCGUGCUGCGCGUGGACCCCGCCAACUUUCCGCUACUAAUCCAGUGUUUCCAGGUGGUUCUGGCUUCCCACCUGCAGGAUGAAUUCACGGUGGAAAUGCAGGCAGCGUGGGACAAAUUCCUGACCGGCAUCGCCGUGGUACUGACCGAGAAGUACCGCUAAGCACUUCGUCCCUCAGGCAUUGUUCUGUGUACACAAUAAAUGGAAGUCUCGAGCCGUGCGUGGUGGCGCACGCCUUUGAGGUAGAAGGAUCGCCUUGAGUUGGAGGCCACCCUGAGACUACAGGGUGAAUUCCAGGUCAGCCUGGGCUAGAGCGAGACGCUACCUCAAAAUAAAUAAAUAAAUGGAAGCCUCAAACUAGUGUGUGGCCUUUUGGAGAAAGUUACACUUCUGUUGCUGCAUAGUAUCCCAUAACUUUUAAAUGCCCAACCAAAGAUUUGCUCUUCUGUGAUACCGUAGUGUAAUGGGACACAGACGGAUCUGGAGGCGGGUAUUUUCAUUUUCAACUCAAAUCAAUAACUAAAGCCUGUUUGCAAAGCAUGUCCAUGUUUUCUCAUUCAUUCUUCUUUAUCCCCACCUCUGCUGAGACCUGCAGGACCCAAUCCCUGGGCUUUUGCAGGCAGAUUUGGAAUCAAGGCUCUGCAGCCAAUUCCGGCUGUGAAGCCUUGCAGGGGGUGGAAGUAAAAACAAAGUCAUUGGUGGCCACAAUUUGUCAGGCAGAAAAUAAUUUUUUUUAAGAUAAUAUCUCACUCUAGCCCAGGCCUCCAACUCAUGACAAUCCUACCUCUGCCUCUAGAGUGUUGGGAUUAAAGACAUAAGACAUCAUGCCAGUCUAUCUAGCUAUCUUUUGGUGAACACUGAAUUUAAUUAGGAUUGUUUACACGAGCAUGAGUGAGGUGUUCUUUACCCAACUUAUCAGUGGCUCUACCAAGAAAACGUUUUCCCCUCCCACAGCAACCAUUUUGUACCAAUAACUCCUCUGUGGGAAAGGUUAGGAUUUUAUGAGUCUCUGACCCAUGAUGGAAUGUUGAUGGGCCCAAUCUCCUACAUGUCUUGUGCCGAUAAUCACAGCUGCUGUGAUUCGAGAGAAUAAAGGCCAUGUCAUGUCCAGAAGACAGCAUUCCAUAACUAACUCUUCCAUGUCCUCUGGCUCUUUCUUUCCUUCCCACUUUUGGCAUGUUCCCUGAGCCUUGGAGGGAAUGAUAUAGCUGUCUCGUUGAGGGCUGAGCACUCAACAGUUACUUCUUAAGUGCGUUGGCUAGUUAUGAGUCUCUGCAGUAACCAUGGCCCCCUAUAAGAAGCUCCUCUGUCCUAGGCUGAGAACAGCCCUAACCUACAGGCAUAAACGUAAGUAUGUAGAAGGCACAGAGAAGUUUUUGAAUCAGCUCACACUGAGAAGCUGGGUGAUCCUGGGCACAUCUAAGCUGUUGUUGGAUGGAAAAAGAAAAAAAAAAGAAAAAGCAUUAACUUGGGGCUAGAGAGAUGUCUUAGUGGUUAAGACAUUUGCCUGCAAAGC